AUGUUUACCUUCUGCCCGCUUCAAGGCGCCUUGUCCGAGUCCACGGCGUCGCAGUCGCUCUUGGAGCUCGAUGGGGGGGUCAAAGUCCUCGUCGACCUUGGAUGGGAUGAAACCUUUGAUGUUGGGAAGCUGGAAGAGCUGGAGAAACAAGUACCGACCCUUUCCCUAAUCCUUCUCACUCAUGCGACGGCAUCCCAUCUCGCUGCCUACGUUCAUUGCUGCAAAAAUUUUGCACUAUUCACUCGCAUACCUGCGUAUGCGACUCGGCCUGUAAUCGAUCUCGGCCGAUCUCUCAUCCAGGAUCUCUAUUCUUCCACGCCCGCCGCCUCUACCACCAUUCGCCAGAGCUCUCUAUCCGAGAUAGCCUACGCCUAUACGCAGACGGCCGCCACGGCGCAGAACCUGCUCUUGCAGUCGCCUACUCCCGACCAGAUCGCGCGGUACUUCUCCCUGAUCCAACCCCUCAAGUAUUCUCAACCUCACCAACCACUUCCGUCCCCGUUCUCACCACCGCUGAACGGACUUACCAUCACCGCAUACAACUCUGGACACACUCUGGGAGGAACCAUUUGGCAUAUACAACAUGGACUCGAGUCGAUUGUUUAUGCAGUGGACUGGAAUCAGGCACGAGAAAACGUCUUUGCAGGCGCAGCUUGGCUUGGAGGAGCGGGAGGAGGCGGCGCCGAAGUCAUUGAACAGCUUCGCAAGCCCACGGCCCUUAUUUGCAGCAGCCGCGGCGCGCAAAAGUCGGCACAGACUGCCGGACGCGCUAAACGAGACGAGCAACUACUUGACAUGAUCCAGACCUGUGUCACCAAGGGAGGCACCGUGCUGAUACCUGUUGACUCUAGCGCAAGAGUCCUGGAGUUGUCUUACCUUCUCGAACAUGCGUGGAGAGCAGACGCGGUCUCUGAAAACGGCGUCCUCAGCUCGGCCAAAUUAUACCUUGCUGGUAGAAACAUGUCGAGUACCAUGCGAUACGCCAGAAGCAUGCUGGAAUGGAUGGACGAUAACAUUGUUCAGGAAUUCGAGGCUUUUGCUGAGGGUCAACGGAGGGCGAACGGAGCUGGCGAAAAGAAAGAAGGCGGACCGUUUGACUUUAAAUAUCUUCGAAUCCUGGAGAGAAAGGCUCAAGUUUCAAAGCUUCUGGAUCAGGUUGCCUCUGCCCAAGGUGAAGCAGCCAAAGGACGGGUGAUUCUUGCCAGCGACACGAGCAUGGAGUGGGGUUUCUCCAAGGACGUCUUGAAGGGGCUUGCUCAAGACCCAAAUAACCUCGUCAUCCUGACAGAUAGGCCGACUAUUGCCAAGGACGACAGGCCAUCGCUGGCGAGGACUCUAUGGGAAUGGUGGAAAGAGAGGAGGGACGGGGUGACUGUGGAGCAGACCAGCACGGGCGACAGAAUCGAGACAGUCCCAGCAGGUGGCCGAGAGCUAGCUGUCCGCGAGGCCUCCCGGCAGGCGCUGGAAGGUGAUGAACUUGCCGUGCACCAACAAUGGCUGGCUACCCAACUACAGCUCCAAGCGACCCAGCAGACAGGCGCUGCUGGGCCUCUCGAAGGCGCAGCUGACGUUGUCGAUGACGCCUCGUCAGAUUCAUCCUCAGACUCUGAAGACGAGGAUGGCCAGCAACAAGGCAAGGCGCUGACGGUCUCAGCCACCUUGGGCCAAGCAGGCCGAAAGAAUGUCAUUCUCAAGGACGAAGACCUCGGCAUCAAUAUUCUCAUAAAGCGUAAAGGCGUCUACGACUUUGACUCGCGUGGCAAGAAGGGCCGAGAGCGGUGCUUCCCCGUGGCCAUGCGAAGGAAGAGAAACGAUGACUUUGGCGAAGUGAUACGACCCGAAGACUACCUUCGGGCCGAGGAGAAGGACGAAGACAAUGCCGACGGCAGCCAUCUGGCCCUGGACGACGACAAGCUGGGCAAGAAGAGAAAAUGGGAUGAUGUUGUCAAGGGCGCAAGUGGGCCCUGGAAGCGAUCUCAGCCUGGCAAGGGCGCAGCCAAGGACGGCGAUGACUGUAUCAGGGCAGACAGCUACGUAGCCGAUGAUCUCGACGACGUAGAAGACACGGAGCCGGAAGAGCCGACGGGCCCUUGCAAGCUGGUUUACACGACUGAAACGAUGGAAGCCAGGCUAAGCAUCGGCUUCGUCGACUUCAGCGGCCUCCACGACCGCCGGAGCUUAGACAUGCUCAUCCCCCUCAUCCAACCGCGGAAGCUCAUCCUCGUCGGCGGCAGUCACGAGGAAACCAUGAGCCUCGCGGAAGACUGCCGCGCGGCACUCGGCAUGGACGGCGACAAAGCCGUCGACGUCUUCACCCCCUCGGUCGGCGCCCGGGUCGACGCGAGCGUCGACACCAACGCCUGGGUCGUCAAGCUUGCGGACCCGCUCGUCAAGAAACUCAAGUGGCAGAACGUACGCGGCCUGUCCAUCGUCACCAUAAGCGGGCAGCUCCUCGCGAUGGACACGGCGGCCGAGCCCGCCGAACCCGGUGACGAGGACUCGUCCAACAAGCGUCAGAAGACGGAGCCGUCUACCGCUGUGGCGCUCACAUCCACGGCGCUCGCGAAUUCCUCGGGCGUCCUGCCCGUUCUCGACGUGAUCCCUUCGAAUAUGGUGUCGGCUGCCAGGACGGCCGCACAGCCUCUGCAUGUAGGAGAUUUACGACUUGCCGACCUGCGAAGGGCCAUGCAGGGAUCCGGGCAUGGAGCCGAGUUCAGAGGAGAAGGCAUCCUCGUCAUUGACGGGUCCGUGUCUGUACGCAAGACGGCAGAAGGGAGGAUCGAGGUGGAGAGCGUGGGACUGCCCAUCGUGGGGAGGAGGAACACCCUGUAUGAGGUCAAGAGGGCCAUCUACGACAACCUGGCUGUCGUGGCAGGGGCAUGA
Metarhizium album ARSEF 1941 is the source of this 2883-nucleotide messenger RNA. RefSeq names its product Beta-Casp domain protein. Gene Ontology annotation, cellular component: mRNA cleavage and polyadenylation specificity factor complex. The record is from RefSeq and is a predicted model, not a curated record. The coding region runs from base 1 to 2883 and encodes 960 amino acids. NCBI's taxonomy places the organism in Eukaryota, Fungi, Ascomycota, Sordariomycetes, Hypocreales, Clavicipitaceae. Gene Ontology annotation, molecular function: RNA binding. The transcript has 2 exons. Gene Ontology annotation, biological process: mRNA 3'-end processing by stem-loop binding and cleavage.